This is a messenger RNA of Paramacrobiotus metropolitanus, 1756 nucleotides long. RefSeq lists its product as uncharacterized. Gene Ontology annotation, biological process: G protein-coupled receptor signaling pathway. The transcript has 2 exons. NCBI's taxonomy places the organism in Eukaryota, Metazoa, Tardigrada, Eutardigrada, Parachela, Macrobiotidae. Gene Ontology annotation, molecular function: G protein-coupled receptor activity. The annotation marks the transcript as partial. The record is from RefSeq and is a predicted model, not a curated record. Gene Ontology annotation, cellular component: membrane.
AGGUCAUGCCAUGGUCAAUACAACGGUAAACGCCACGCUGAUCGAGGUGUCCUUCCCGGUGCUCCUCUCCUGGUUCGUCCUGACCUCCGUCCUCCAGACCCUCGGGGGCCUGGCCAUCAUCCUCCUCUUAAUCGCCAUGUCCCGCCUCGGCCGAUUACACACCGGCUCCGGGAUCCUCAUCGCCCACUACCAGCUGCUCCUCCUGCUCAUGUGCUUCCUCCAGGCGCCCCUCAACAACACCACCUUCUUCCUCCUGCGCCUCCACCACCUCUGACCCUCCCCUGCCCCUUUAUCUACUUCCUCUACGUCCUCAAUUACUCCCUUAUCGCCUGGGCCGACGCCGCGCUGGCCUUGAACCGGUUCACGGCCAUCCUCCUCCCGCACCACUACCCGCGCGUCGCCUCCCGCCGGGCGGUGGUGCUACAGCUGGCCGUGUGUUGGACAAUCGCCCUGGGGUGCGCGCUGCCGCAGUACCUGUCGCCGCGCAUCCAGGUGGCGCUGCUGCCGUCCGGGGCCUGUAAUAUCGUCCGCUCUGAGGGGCGGUUGUUGUUUAUGUUGGUGCUGCUGUCGCUGUAUGUGCCGCUGGGCGCCGUGGGAUUUUUAUAUAGCUUCGUCUUUCUCAGCCGGUACUGCAAGGUGUGCCGCAACCGGGUGAUGGGUUUGAAUGGGAUUGUGGAUGCGGUGUUUGUGGAGAAGAUGCAGCGGCGCAUCGCCACGGCGAAGAUACUGUUCUACUCGUUUAUCUGGUAUUGCGUGUGUUUUAUUCCGCUGUCGUUUAUACCGUUGCUGUUGGCUGUGCCGCUGAACAGCGAUAUUCGAAUUUUGCUCUGCACCAAGACCGUUUUUUAUCUGGCUUUUGCUGCCGAACCGGCUUUCUUUUACGCGAUGAGUGGCCAAUAUCGUCGCGAAGCGCGGAAUAUCCUGAUCCAGUUAUGGCAGUGGCUGGUCUGCAGAAGGGUCCGCUUCCGGAAGAAUGCGCCGUCCCCGGAAAAGACCGUGGAUUUGAACGAAAGCCGCUUAACGCUAACGAGACCGACGGCGUACUUCCGGUCGGGAUUCGAUGUCAGCCGCUAUUAAACGCUUAAUUAUCCUAACGAUUGCUGGAAUGUUUAUCGUUAAUUCGCUGCGCCGUAGAUAUCGAUGAAACUAAAUGCUCGAUAAAUAACCAGCUUGCUAACGCUGUGCUUGCUGCAAAUAAUCCGGCAUGUCUUUAUUGGGGAUUCCGAAUGCUUUGAGUAACCUGGAUGCAUAAGCGAUAUCACCGUCCAGUUGGCGUUUUUCCGCGGGAUAAAACAGCUGACCUUUAUUGACGUCCUGUGGGGUACGACUACGUUUGGCCGGUCCGUUGAGAGAGCGCAUGACGCAGCGCACGCGUGCCGUAUCCACCCGCACCAACAGGAAGCGGGCCAGCCGACGCAGUUCCCGUUGUGGAUCAUCUUUCAGGCGCUCAAAGAACGCCACCAGAACACUGCCGGGCGAGCUGACAACGGAGCGGAUGGAGGGCAGCCAGGUGGCGCCCAGCUCGUGCACCAUCACGUGGAAACCUGCCGACAGUAAACAGUAUAGAUAUACUGUACAUACUGUACACAUGUACGGCCGUUGUGCUACGUAUGACCGCUCACAUCUCAUAACGCUCCAUAUUCUUUUUACAAGAGCAGAACUGAUGAGAUUACUUCGACAUUUUUCUUAUGUUUUCUUAGGUUAUCUUGCGUUUACAGGCGACACGAAUUUGCUAGAUAUGACUUGACAAACAAAA